Messenger RNA from Osmia lignaria (orchard mason bee), 1662 nucleotides. RefSeq names its product beta-1,4-galactosyltransferase 7 (gene beta4GalT7). Gene Ontology annotation, cellular component: Golgi apparatus. Lineage: Eukaryota; Metazoa; Arthropoda; Insecta; Hymenoptera; Megachilidae. The record is from RefSeq and is a predicted model, not a curated record. Gene Ontology annotation, molecular function: xylosylprotein 4-beta-galactosyltransferase activity. Gene Ontology annotation, biological process: proteoglycan biosynthetic process; carbohydrate metabolic process.
CAUUAAGUCUUGUAGUAUCCGUGACCACUGGUGGUACUGUUCAUUCUUUAAACUAUUUAAUUGUUAGUGCCAUAUCAUAAAUGAUUGUUGCAAAUUUAAUUAAGCAACGGUGAAUGUCGAUGAUGCAUGAAUUAAGUUUCAAUGUGUGUCAUAAUUAUGAGUAUAAGCGAUCAGAAAAUAUGUGCGUUUGGUAUAAGGAACGUAUUCUUUUCGGUCCAGUGACCGAUGAAUAUUUGGCAAGCCAAAAAAGGUCUUGUUAAAUAAAAAUCAAUCGAAAAAUUGAUUCAAAUACUUAAUUUAAAAAACAGUAUGUGAAAAUGAAAUUGUAUAUAUCACAAGUAUCUCAUUUUUGUGUAUGACUUACACAUCGAAGCAGCGGUAAUUUUGAGAUACGUAAAAUGUAAUACGAUUUGCAUUAAUUUUAUUAAUUGAUCAAUUGUAAAUUAAAUACAAGCUUAGAAAAUAUGCAAAUGUUUUACUAGUUUUCUUGAAGUAGAACAAUGUUAUAACAUUGUUAAAUCUUUGUAAGACUGUUCAAUGAAAAGUUUAUGUACUUCUGAACUUAACAUAUUCUACUUACAUACUUGUUAUUAGGCAUGGAAGUUGUUUGGAAGAGUAUAAAAUUUAAAUAUAUAUUUACUUGCAUUCUGAUCACAUUUAUUAUUUCAUGUUUGAUAAGUAUUGCACCAAUAAGUAUUGAUGAAUGCAAAUGUGAAGUAACUACUCAAUCAAGUCAUUAUAACAAUUUUAAACAAGAAAAUAAUGAUGAUAAAGCUUAUAAAAAGUCAGUACAUCAUUUAGCUGUACUUGUGCCAUUUAGAGAUCGUUUUGAAGAAUUGUUAAUCUUUGCUCCCCAUUUGAAGAAAUUCUUAGAUAAACAAAAUAUAGAUUAUCAUAUAUUUAUACUAAAUCAGGUGGAUAGGUUUAGAUUCAAUAGAGCCUCUCUUAUAAAUGUAGGCUUUCUUGAAAUUAACAAAGCUUUUGAUUACAUAGCUAUACAUGAUGUAGAUUUACUACCAUUAAACGAUGAGUUAUCAUAUUCAUUUCCUAGCAAGGGCCCUCAUCAUGUAUCUUCCCCAGAAUUACAUCCUAGAUAUCAUUAUCCCACGUUCAUUGGAGGAAUAUUACUGAUUAAAAGAGAACAUUUUAUACAAGUAAAUGGUAUGUCUAACAAAUAUUGGGGAUGGGGCCUUGAAGAUGAUGAAUUCUAUGUUAGAUUGAAAGAAGCUGGGUUAAUAGUCACAAGGCCACAAAAUAUAUCUACUGGAACACAUAAUACAUUCAAGCAUAUACAUGAUAGAAAUCAUAGGAAACGGGAUAUGAUUAAAUGUUAUAAUCAACGCGAAGUUACUAGGAAACGAGAUCGCCAAACCGGCUUAAAUAACGUUUCUUAUAAAAUAUUAGGUACAAUUAAAAUGACUAUUGGGGACACGUCAUUAACCGUCCUUAAUAUUUCUUUAAUGUGUGAUAAAUCGAGCACACCGUGGUGUGAAUGUGAUAAAGUGGUUGGAUCAAAAGAUGGGAAGUCUAAGGAGAAAAAAAAGGUCAAUAAUAAAUCUGCCACUGGAUUGUAAUUACACAAACGAAAGUGUAUUGAAAGGAAAAAAUAUAUGUAUAUAUACAUAUAUAUAUAUAUAUAUAUAUAUAUGAUCUAAUAUAUUU